Nipponia nippon (crested ibis) is the source of this 2022-nucleotide messenger RNA. NCBI's taxonomy places the organism in Eukaryota, Metazoa, Chordata, Aves, Pelecaniformes, Threskiornithidae. The record is from RefSeq and is a predicted model, not a curated record.
AAGGCGGAGAUGCGGCACACUUGCCGCGGCACCAUCAACCUGGCCACGGCCAACAUCACCGUGGAGGAUUCCUGCAAUUUUAUCAUCUCCAACGGCGGGGCCCAGACUUACCACCUGAAGGCCAGCUCGGAGGUGGAACGGCAACGCUGGGUCACUGCCCUGGAGCUGGCCAAGGCCAAAGCUGUCAAAAUGCUGGAGGAAUCAGAUGACUCCGGCGACGAGUCGGUGUCGCAAACGGACAAAACAGAGCUGCAGAGCACGCUGCGCACCCUCUCCAGCAAGGUGGAGGAUCUGAGCACCUGCAACGACCUGAUUGCCAAGCACGGCACGGCCCUGCAGCGUUCCCUCAGCGAGCUGGAGACUCUCCGGCUGCCGGUCGAGAGCACCGAGAAGAUCAAGCAGGUGAACGAGCGAGCCACCCUCUUCCGCAUCACUUCCAACGCCAUGAUCAACGCUUGCCGGGAUUUUCUGAUGCUGGCCCAGACCCACAGCAAGAAGUGGCAAAAAUCCUUGCAACAUGAGCGGGACCAGCGCAUUCGGCUGGAGGAGACGCUGGAGCAACUGGCCAAGCAGCACAACCACCUGGAAAGGGCCUUCCGCGGUGCCACCGUCCUGCCUGCCAGCGCGUCCGGCACCGGCGGCUCCGCCAAAGAUCCCUGCUGCCCUGCAAAAGGAGACCUGAGCGACGAGGACGAUGACAACGAGUUCUUCGACGCCCCGGAGAUCAUCACCAUGCCGGAGAGCAUGGGCCACAAGCGCACCGGCAGCAACAUCAGCGGCACCAGCAGCGACAUCAGCCUGGAUGAGCAGUACAAGCACCAGGUUGAGGACACCAAGAAGGAGAAGAGAACCCGCAUCCCCUACAAACCCAACUACAGCCUCAACCUCUGGAGCAUCAUGAAAAACUGCAUCGGGAAGGAGUUGUCCAAGAUCCCCAUGCCGGUGAACUUCAACGAGCCCCUGUCCAUGCUGCAGCGCCUGACGGAGGACCUGGAGUACCACGAGCUGCUCGACCGGGCGGCCAAGUGUGAGAGCUCGCUGGAGCAGCUGUGCUAUGUGGCCGCCUUCACCGUCUCGUCCUACUCCACCACCGUCUUCCGCACCAGCAAGCCCUUCAAUCCCCUCCUAGGGGAGACCUUUGAGCUGGAUCGCCUGGAGGAGAACGGCUACCGCUCCCUCUGCGAGCAGGUGAGCCACCACCCGCCGGCCGCUGCCCACCACGCUGACUCCAAGCACGGUUGGACGCUUCGCCAGGAAAUCAAAAUCACCAGCAAAUUUCGGGGCAAAUACCUCUCCAUCAUGCCUCUGGGUACCAUCCACUGCGUCUUCCACUCUUCCGGCAACCACUACACGUGGAAAAAGGUCACCACCACCGUGCACAACAUCAUUGUGGGCAAGCUCUGGAUAGACCAGUCGGGUGAGAUCGAGAUCGUCAAUCACAAGACGGGUGACAAGUGCAACCUCAAGUUCGUUCCUUACAGCUACUUCUCACGGGACGUGGCGAGGAAGGUCACCGGGGAGGUGACAGACCCCGCGGGGAAGGUGCAUUAUGUCCUGUUGGGCACCUGGGAUGAGAAGAUGGACUGCUACAAGGUGACGCUGGGCGCUGGGGACAACGGAGCAGAGGGACGGCAGAGACCCCACGAGGCCGAGGACAGCCGGGUGCUGCUGUGGAAGAGGAACCCGCUCCCGUGAGUAGGGGACAACAUGUACUACUUUUCGGAGCUGGCGUUGACGCUCAAUGCCCCAGAGAGCGGCACGGCGCCCACGGACAGCCGCCGGCGCCCCGACCAGCGCCUGAUGGAGAACGGCCGCUGGGACGAAGCCAACGCCGAGAAACAGCGGCUGGAGGAGAAGCAACGCAUCUCCCGCAAGAGACGCGAGGCCGAAGCCGCCAGGGCCACCGAGGACGGGACCCCCUAUGACCCCUACAAGCCGCUGUGGUUCGAACGCAAGAAGGACCCCGGCACCCAGGAGCUGGCGCCCUGCCUGUAUCCCCUGAACCUCUGCCUGUACCCCUGA